AUGAUUUGCAAGAGGUCUGCGUUGGUUCUUCUCCGCCAGUUGCGCGUGGUGGAAAGAAGAAGAGUUGCUUUAAUUCCGAAUCAAGCAACUAUUGGUUUGCCUAUUAACUUGGCUACCAGAAGAUUCAACUCUUUGAAUAGCAAGGAUACCAAACCUUUGGAUUCAGCUAAGACUGCUACUCCAGUAGCUGAAAAGAAAGAAGAAGCUAAAAAAUUGACCCUCUGGGAAAAAGUCAAGCAUGAAGCUCACCAUUACUGGUCAGGGACUAAAUUAUUGGGAUUUGAAAUUAAGGUUGCCACGAAAUUGUUAGUGAGAAUGCUUAGUGGUUACGAGUUGACUAGAAGAGAAUACCAACAGUUGAAGAGAACCAUCGUUGAUGUCCUUAGACUUGUUCCAUUUUCUGCGUUUGUCUUGAUCCCAUUUGCUGAAUUAUUGUUGCCAAUUGCCUUGAAAAUUUUCCCAAACUUGUUGCCUUCCACUUACGAAUCUAACGUUGACAAAGAAAAGAAGAGAGCCAAGCUUUUGGAAACUAGAGCCAAGACUUCCUCAUUCUUGAGAAACACUAUUCAAGAAAGUAACAACUUGAUGAAAUUACCUGUCCAAAUUUCUGAAGAUGAAAAAUUUGCAUUCGUUGAAUUUUUCCGUAAAAUCAACAUUGUCGAUGAAAGACCAACUGAUGAGCAAAUUGUUAAGGUUGCUAGAUUGUUCAAGGAUGAUGAAGUUUUGGAUAACUUGUCCCGUCCUCAGUUAGUUGCUAUGGCCAAAUAUAUGGCUCUUACUCCAUUUGGUACUGAUACUUUCAUCAGAUACCAAAUCAGAACCAAGUUGAUCAAUGUGGUUCAAGAUGAUAGAGCCAUUAGAUACGAAGGUGUUGACUCCUUGUCUGUCCUUGAAUUGAAGGCUGCCUGUAGAUCAAGAGGUUUGAAGAAUAUCGAUGUUUCUCCAGGUAGAUUGAGAGAUGACUUGAAUACUUGGUUAGAAUUGAGAUUGAACCAAAAAAUCCCAUCCACUUUGUUGAUUUUGAGUUCUAUUUACACAUAUGGUCAAUCCGAAGUUAACAGUUACUACGAUGCUUUGUUGCAUGUCUUGUCUUCCAUCCCAGAUGAAGUUUAUGACGUUGCCAAGGCGGGUUUGAGUGAUGACUACAAGGUGAAAUUGAACAUUUUGAAAGAACAACAAGAAAAGAUCCAAGAAGAACAUGAACAAGAAAAGCAAAUGGAUGCCGCACCUGUUAAGGAUCACAAGAAUGUUAAGGAUGUUGAAGAACCAAAGCCAGAACAAGUUGAAGAAUCUAAGGCUUCAGAGGAAGCUCAAAAAGACAAGAAAGCUUAA
Saccharomycopsis crataegensis is the source of this 1332-nucleotide messenger RNA. RefSeq names its product LETM1/MDM38 family protein. The coding region runs from base 1 to 1332 and encodes 443 amino acids. The record is from RefSeq and is a predicted model, not a curated record. Gene Ontology annotation, cellular component: mitochondrial inner membrane. Gene Ontology annotation, molecular function: ribosome binding. Lineage: Eukaryota; Fungi; Ascomycota; Saccharomycetes; Ascoideales; Saccharomycopsidaceae. Gene Ontology annotation, biological process: intracellular monoatomic cation homeostasis. The transcript has a single exon.